This is a messenger RNA of Trematomus bernacchii (emerald rockcod), 1506 nucleotides long. RefSeq names its product growth factor, augmenter of liver regeneration (ERV1 homolog, S. cerevisiae) (gene gfer). Gene Ontology annotation, molecular function: flavin adenine dinucleotide binding; flavin-dependent sulfhydryl oxidase activity. NCBI's taxonomy places the organism in Eukaryota, Metazoa, Chordata, Actinopteri, Perciformes, Nototheniidae. Gene Ontology annotation, cellular component: mitochondrion. The record is from RefSeq and is a predicted model, not a curated record.
UAAUUAGGUAAUAUAUAUAGAGAACAUGGCUGCGCCCACAGGACCGAGAGGAGCAUCCAGCCCGACCGGGUUUGAAGGCUUCCCGUUCGCGCUGGCCUCCAAAACACCGGAGGACAGCGCCGGUAAAGAGCAGGAGCAGACCGGUGCGAAGAAGAAGCCAUGCAGGGCUUGUACGGACUUUAAAUCCUGGAUGAAAGUCCAGAAAACAGAAAAAACGACAACUCCUGUACAGGAGACCGUAGCUGCAGAGUUGGAGCCACAACAGAGUGUCCGCGUGGACCGGGGGGAGUUAGGGCGUAACACCUGGUCCUUCCUGCACACCAUGGCAGCGUAUUACCCCGAUAAACCAUCGUCGACCCAGCAGCAAGAGAUGGGGCAGUUCAUCAACCUUUUCUCCAAGUUCUUCCCCUGUGAGGAAUGUGCAGAAGACCUCAGGGGCAGAUUAAAAACCAAUCAGCCGGACACCAAGAGUCGCCACGCUCUCUCUCAGUGGUUCUGUAAUAUUCACAAUGGCGUCAACGUCCGUCUGGGAAAGCCUGAGUUCGACUGCUCCCGUGUGGAUGAGAGGUGGAAAGACGGAUGGAAAGAUGGCUCCUGUGACUGAGCAAUAAGAAAUGUGAGGACUGAGGGGAGACAUUCUUCCUGUGCAAAACUUUGAGUGGGAGCACAACAAUUUGGAGCUCAUAUCUAUAAUGUUGAGAAACUUUACGUGUGGAUAGAUAGGCCAUGUGGUCCAUUUCAAAUUUGUGCUUUGUGGUCAGUUAAUAUAACUGAUCAGGUAACAAAAAUGAGUGACACAAAUCCCUUUCUGUUUCUGCGGUUAUAACAAAUACUCAAAGUAAAACAAAGAUUCACUAAACAUGUUGUUUAUUCCAGUAAUGAGUUUUAAAAGUUUGCGAUACAACUGUUUAUUGAAAAAUGUAAAUGUAAAUCCAAUUUAGCCCUGACUUGUCUGUUAAAGCAGUUAGUAAUUUACAAAGGUAUUUAGCCAUUAAAAUGUUGUUUUGUGGGCUAAGCUUGAAUAUAUAUAUAUAUAUAUUUGUUCAGAGAAAUAUAUAUUUUACAUAAUGAUGAUGAUUACAUUGUUUUUUCACUGCAUACUACUCAGUUUGUUUAGAUGUAAGGGUGUGAUACGUGCAAAAUAUGUUCAUAUAUUUGCAUUAUUUGUGCUGCAAUGAGUAAACAUUGAUCAAUUUAAGUGUGUAAGAGGUAGCAGCAUCUAGUGGUGAAGUUGCACAUUGCAACUCACUGAAUGUGAGGGAAAUGAUCGUAUACAUUUUAGGUGAAUACAGACUCGUCAAUUAUAUCCUCCAUCGCAUAUUUACAUAACCUUGUGAAAGUACAAUCUCUCUGUCUCUUAGCACUUUGUUUGCUUAUUGCUAAGUCGUUAUGAAUCCUCCUACACAUCUGUCCUUGACAUCUUGAUCCUUUCCAUCAAGGUUAAGGAAAAGUAAUUAAGUUAUUAAUAUAAUAUCCAUUCCUGCAAAUAAAUCUCCCUAAAUCAUA